AGUGGAAUGAAUGUGCUGAAGUGGUUGUGCUGGCAGGUUAAGUGUAAAAUCAAGUUUAAUCAGAUUGUGAACUUUGAGUUGUGCUAACAUGGCGAAGUAUGAAGAAGUGAAUGUUCACGGUUAUGAAGAAUAUUGUAAAGCUGUUUCUGAGAGGAAGGGAAAAAAUAUUUUUGUUUACUUCAGUGGGGAUAAAGAUGCACAGGGUAAAAGUUGGUGUCCAGACUGCGUGAAUGCUGAGCCGGUGGUUCGGGGAGAAUUGACUCAUCUUCUUGAAGGUUCUGUCUUCAUUUAUUGCCAAGUGGGAGACCGACCAUACUGGAAAGACCCGAACAAUGACUUUAAGAAGACUCUCAAACUCACAGGAGUCCCUACUCUUCUUCGCCAUGGCACUCCACAGAAGCUGGUGGAGGAGCAAUGUUUCAAAGCAGAUCUGGUUUGCAUGAUGUUCACUGAAGAUUAAAGUCUCAUGCUCAAGUUUUUGUACACCUAUGAAGGAUUUCAUAGUUUUGAAUGGAUUCUAUAAUUUUUUUGCAUGUGUAAUCAAAUGUAUUCUAUACAGUCUGAUGAUCCUUACUGUAUAAUGUUGCACUAGAGCUUUGAUGGCAGAAUAAUCAACCUGACAAAAUGACGUGUACUUCUAUAACAAACCCCCACAGUGAGUAAACAUGCUAGAAUGAGUCACAAAUUAAAAAGAAGGGCAUUUUUUUAUUCUGUGCCAAUUUUUUAUUCUAAAUCUUAUAAAGUCCACAAUUUCAAAAACAUUUGUUUUAUUAAAAGAAUUUAUCUUUAUGCUUGGGUUUGUUUGUGUUAGUUAUGCAGAAUGAAUAGAAAAUCAUUUCUACUGUUAUUGUAAACUUUGUAAUUCCAUUUUAUUGCACUUAAAUCCUUAUAAGCCUGUUACAGAUCAUGUUUGUCCAAUCAGUUCAGGAACCUGGCUUUAGUUCUGAUCUUUUAGAACAGUAAUUCUCAAACCGUUAUACUGGUUCCACUGGUGAAAUUUAAAGUCCCUCUAGGGGUAAAUCAAAUGACCUUUAAAAAUACGUUACAGACACUAAAAUAAAUCAAUCAAUAAAACAUUCAAAGUCA
Molecule: messenger RNA, 1086 nt
Organism: Trichomycterus rosablanca
Lineage: Eukaryota; Metazoa; Chordata; Actinopteri; Siluriformes; Trichomycteridae
Gene: txndc17
Product: thioredoxin domain containing 17
Exons: 4
Coding region: 89-460 (123 amino acids)
Cellular component (GO): cytosol
Molecular function (GO): protein-disulfide reductase [NAD(P)H] activity
Source: RefSeq, a predicted model, not a curated record